AUGGUAAUCAUUGCGGAAUCGGCUGCGGAAUCGGCUGCGGAAUCGGCUGCGGAAUCGGCUGCGGAAUCGGCUGCGGAAUCGGCUGCGGAAUCGGCUGCGGAAUCGGCUGCGGAAUCGGCUGCGGAAUCGGCUGCGGAAUCGGCUGUGGAAUCGGCUGUGGAAUCGGCUGCGGAAUUGGCUGCUGAAUUGGCUGUGGAAUUGGCUGCAGCAUCGGCUGCGGCAUCGGCUGCGGCAUCGGCUGCGGCAUCGGCUGUGGAAUCGGCUGCGGAAUCGGCUGUGGAGUCGGCUGCGGAGUCGGCUGCGGAAUCGGCUGUGGAAUCUCCUGCGGAAUUGGCUGCGGAAUCGGCUGUGGAAUCGGCUGUGGAAUUGGCUGUGGAGUCGGUUGUGGAAUCGGCUGUGGAAUCGCCUGCGGAAUUGGCUGCGGAAUCGGCUGUGGAAUCGGCUGCGGAAACGGCUAAGAAUCUCUUAUAUAAAGUUAAAAAAAUCACUCCUAUAGCCUAG
Messenger RNA from Ochlerotatus camptorhynchus, 501 nucleotides. Its product is annotated as antifreeze protein Maxi. NCBI's taxonomy places the organism in Eukaryota, Metazoa, Arthropoda, Insecta, Diptera, Culicidae. The transcript has a single exon. The coding region runs from base 1 to 501 and encodes 166 amino acids. The record is from RefSeq and is a predicted model, not a curated record.